CGCUCUCGUGUGUGUGGCUCGGGUGUGUCUUUUUCGGCGUCCCUGCUCGGGCCACGCAUUGGUUGCUGCAUGGCUGUAUGCUAAAUAGGAAAACGGAGUGGGAGAAAAGCUCGCGACAGGCGGUUGGCGGUACCGGUAACGAGCCGGCUGCGGCUGCAGCAGCAAGGCGCGGGACUCUUCCUCGUCUUCCUUCUUCCUCGCUACCCCUCAGGAAACGUCGACAUCGGUUGCUCGAGAUGACCCCUCGCAGUGUGCAUGUCAUGUCAACAAGGAGCUGGGCAAUGCCCGUGAUCAUGUGCCUGCUGGGCAUCUUGACGGUCAAGGUCUUCUUCUUAUCGCGGUCCGAUGAGUACGUUUCUUCGAGCAGGGUGCAGGAGAUGGUUGAGGUGGAGGUGCAGCGUCGAGUACAGCAGCAGGUGUCGCUGCUGAAUUCGGAACCCCACACGCUGCCUUCGGAAGGAGGGAAAGGGCCAGCCGUGGCCAACGAUUUCCCGCCUACGGCCGACCUUUCCGAGAAGGACCGCAUGCGCGUGCUAGUCACCGGCGGGGCAGGCUUUGUGGGUUCUCACCUGGUGGACGCUCUGAUGAAGAUGGGGCACGAUGUCAUCGUGCUAGACAAUUUCUUCACGGGAAGGCAGAAGAAUGUGCAGCACUGGAUAGGACACCCAAGCUUUCAUCUCAUAACGCACGACGUCGUGGAGCCAAUCAAACUCGAGGUAGACCAGAUAUAUCACCUGGCUUGCCCAGCAUCACCACCUCACUACCAGUACAACCCCAUCAAGACUAUCAAAACCAGCACCCAAGGCACGCUUAAUAUGCUCGGGCUUGCCAAGCGGACAGGCGCGAGGAUGCUUCUCACCAGCACCUCAGAGGUCUACGGAGAUCCGGAGGAGCACCCACAGCGCGAGACGUACUGGGGCAACGUCAACCCCAUCGGGCCGCGUGCCUGUUACGACGAGGGAAAGCGAGUGGCGGAGACCAUGAUGUACGCCUACGAGAACCAGGGAGAAAUGGAGGUGCGGGUCGCUCGCAUCUUCAACACCUUCGGCCCGCGAAUGCACCCGAACGACGGGCGCGUGGUGAGCAACUUCAUCAUCCAGGCAAUUCAGGGGAAGGACAUCACCAUUUACGGUGACGGAUCGCAGACCCGAUCGUUCCAGUACGUCGAUGACCUCGUGCGGGGCCUGAUCGCGCUCAUGAACAGUAAUUACUCCGGGCCGGUGAACAUCGGGAACCCGGAUGAAUACACCGUCAAGGAUUUCGCCGAGUUGAUCAAGUCGUCGACGGAGAGCACGAGCAAGAUCAUCUUCAUGGAUGGGACCAAGGAUGACCCCAACAAGAGAAAGCCCGACAUAACUCUUGCCAAGAAGGAGCUGAGAUGGGAGCCUACCGUGGCCGUGAAGGACGGUCUGGUCGAGACAAUAAAAUACUUCCGCGGGGAACUGAAAAAGACGGGGGAGAUCAUUCCCACGGGUCCAGACGCCUCCAAACCGAGGAACUUCGCCGAUCCCAACCGUCCGAGGCAACUCCGAUCACCCUAGGGAGGAGUUGAGGGACGGGUCACGGUGAGGAGAAAGAAACGCAGGCGAGGUGGGCGUGUAUACACGAGGUGCUUCGUACUUCUACACUUGUCGACGGCCGGUGGACCAUUCGGGGUCAAAAGUGAUAGCCGUGGUGCUUAGUGGUGACGUGCACAAAGACUGGAGCGCACGGAGUUUCAACAUACUGGUAGAUGCCGGGAAAAGGAGGUCAUGAUGAUGAAGAGAAAGAUUGCUCGGAACAGCAGUAGUUGGAGGUGUUCGUGAAAUGGAUGGAUGGAUUUUGAAUGCCUUGCACCUCAAUCACCUUGAUCGCUGUUUCGAGAUACGAAAGUACCCUGGGCCAAACCGAGGCACAGCAAGUGCAAGUCUCAAGAGAGGGUGGAGUUCAUGUGACCGAUGUGUGUCAGGAUGGGACGACGGGGAGAACUUGGCUGCAUAGCUCUGGCGAGAGCGCGAAGAGCCCAUCCCAGCCUUGGCAAAUUCCUCCCCUCUUGAAUAUCUGGUACACCUUUCAUUCAUGUCUUGCGGGGAAGGGGUUAUGGGGCAGGCAUAAACCCCGGAUACGAGGUACUUUACGGCAUGGCGGAGCGCACCUUGGACUAGAUACGAAGGGUGGACGGCAACGACAACGUGAUGGAGCUUUAUCCUUCAGCCUGUUGCGUUCUAUCGUGAUGGAACCUGUAGCUAUUGUGGUGUUUUUCCCCCCAGCACUGACCUGUGUGGCCUUUGCCAAUUCGUGGCUCAAAGAUUUUUGCUCUUUCGCGGUAUUAUUUGCAUAUGCUGUACUUGUUUUGUAGAUGUCAAAUAGCGCAGGGCAAGUCGUUCUGUAUGCUGAACUCGGGGGGGGACGGGGUCACUCGGUGUUGCUGCAUCUCUCUGUCCGUCCGAGUUGGUUCCCUUUUGCUCAUGUAUUUUCCCUUCGCCCUUGCAGGUUGGGGGUGCAGGGUAGGGUGUGACACAAGACGCUCUCCGAGCAUCACCGCCUCGACACUAGCAAGCUCGUGGUAUUAUGGAAGGAUUUGCGAUAUGGUAUGUAUUUCAAUAUGUGUAGGACUGUGCGCCUUUGUGCAGUCUAUAUCUGCCUGGGGUCAGCCCCGGCCUCGUCUGUUCGCCCACUGCAAGUUAUGGUACCAAUAUAAACGUUGUCCCAAAGAACUUCUUCAAAAUAUUUUGUAGCCACUUGUUUUUUCACAACAGAAACUGAAACCCGAAAGGCUAAAUAUCGAUUCUGCCGAGUUUUUUCACGUGCAGCGACAAAGCUGCAACAUAAGAAGAGCAGAUACGGUUGGAAGUCGUUGAGAAUGGUGCAAAUAUCCAAUUGGUCGAUUGUAGGGAUCGGAUUUAUGCCCGCGAAGUCGGCUCGCCGCAAUGAAGUCGGCCCGUACGGAACAGAUCGGUGCCCCCGUGGUGCACUUCAGUUUUUUUUUUUCCCACACGGCUUCAACUGUUCGCGGUGAGUGUACGUUUAUCCAUGACACCCAAACCAAGGUCUUUCGCCCGGAGCGAAAAGGCCGCGCUAACGCGAAAGCGCGGACUCUUCAGAGAGAUCGAUAGCAACCCGUGACACGACGCAUAACCGAGAAUUCCAAGCGAGCACCCACGUCUAUCUCCCAAACGAAGAGUCAUUUUUUUCCGAUUCGAUUUGCUCGCGAGGCUGGUGCUACUGCGUACUUGUCGAGAGCGUUCGUAGCAUCUGGACUCGUGCAACGAUACGCGUGAUUCUUCACGAGACUCCAAAAGCCAGGAAUCGGUAUCUCAGCCUAAUGGUGACUUCGACGAAAAUCAACGCGCAACAUGCUCGAGCAGUCCCAUGGACUACAGGUAGGCGGAUCAGCGGAUCAACGAUGGUGAUUUUGGUGGGCCUCAAUCAACAUCGUUGUCAGUAUCCUCGUGUUUAGUCCUCCCCGUCCUAUGCCAUCGUUGGUUCUAUGACUGCUUUGUGCCUGUAGAAGGCAUCGCCUGCGCUAGGGACUCGAUCAGCAAAUAAUGUUGAUAUUCGCGGCACCAAGCCGCUGGAAUGCGGUUUAGUCCAUGGGUCCCCCACAAACGCAGCCUUGGGGGAGUGCUCGUAUAUCUCCUCCCUCGUCUAUCCACGCCGGCAUAGAUUGUAGCAGUACCUCUGCGUACAGGCAGCCUUUCGUCCAACUGCCUAGGCGUCUUUCAAUAAGU
Molecule: messenger RNA, 3710 nt
Organism: Ectocarpus sp. CCAP 1310/34
Lineage: Eukaryota; Phaeophyceae; Ectocarpales; Ectocarpaceae
Source: the annotation of a GenBank genome assembly